CCCACAAAAUUCUCUCUUAGUGGGUUUAGACUAUAGACUCCUAAUCUCUUACCAAGGAAGUCAUCUCUAUAAUUUUCAUAGUUUGCGCUAUCACUACCAAGAAAAUCAUAAUUUUCAGUUUGCGCUAUUGCUACCAAGAAAACCAUAACAAUGUUUCAGGACCCGAAGGAAUUUGAUGAGGGAAGCAGCAUAUCUUUUGAUAUAGGGAACAAUCAAGCCUAUGAAGUGCCUAAAGAAGAUCCUGCUAUUGCUAAUACACAAAACAAACGAAAGAAUCGUUCUCGAGUAGAGGAUGCUGCUAGAUUGGUUAUGUUGAUGGAAGACACGCAUCGUUCCCGAGUAGAGGAGGCUGCUAGAUUGGUUAUGUUGGUGGAGGACGCGCAUCGUUCCCGAGUAGAGGAGGCUGCUAGAUUGGUUAUGUUGAUGGAGGGCGUGCAGCGUGCCACGCUUUGUUUACAUGAAGACGUGGGUCAAUUGCGAGAGGACAUGCAGCGAUUGCGAGAGGACGUGGAGCGAGACAUGGGUCAAAUGCGCGAGGACAUGGAUCGAUUGAGGGAGAACGUGCAGCGAGACAUGGGUCGAUUGCGUGGCAAUGUGAAUCGUGGGUUGCGCACCAUGACGUGGUUAUCGUAAGCUAGGUGUGGUUUCGAGCUCACUCUUUGAACAAGUCCAUAAAACUUCCAACCUUUUAAUUUUGGGAAAAACUUGUUUUUUAUUAUGAGAAUUAUAUUUUGGAUGCUUUGGGAUAAUAGGAGUAGAGACCAUCUGUUUGUGUUUGUGUGUGUUUGUUUUGUUUUGUUUUUUUUUUUUUUUUCGGUUGUUGGAAAUAUGUAAAAAAGGGUGUGUGAAAGAACAUUUACCGAUUUUCGAAUAGAAUAUUGGAUCCAUCCAUGCUAAGAUUUCUAGUGCUUCAUCGAUUGGAGGAUCCUUUUUGGCAUGUUAGUAUUCAGCGUAUGCACCAAGUAGACAGAGGCCCGGUUCUUCACUGUGAUUUCUGUGAACUCUAA
Molecule: messenger RNA, 1007 nt
Organism: Quercus lobata
Lineage: Eukaryota; Viridiplantae; Streptophyta; Magnoliopsida; Fagales; Fagaceae
Exons: 3
Coding region: 151-633 (160 amino acids)
Source: RefSeq, a predicted model, not a curated record